GAGGCUGUUGCGAUCGGCCGUGCAUAUCUCGGCACAAGUCGCUCAAGAACAAACGCGAUCGCACCUCGCUCGUACCGACGACGGCGGAAUGUUGUGCAAGAUUUGAAUGAAAGCCGCCGUGUUUGCCCGUCGCGAGACUGCCUGUCCCGACCGCGUCCAGGCGCCCCUGAUCGCCGGAACGUCGUGAGAAGGAGAAAAAAAUUCGCCACCGCCUAGUAGCCCAAAGGAGCACACCUGAGUGUCAAGAUGGCUUCUCGAGAAUGAACAACAGUUAAAAAGCGCAAGAAAAAACAGACGGCGAGAAAGAGAGAGAGAGAAGCUAGCGAGAACUGGUCCUGCAGCUGUGCGCAGCCAGCGAGCCAGGGAGGAGAAACGCGCCUGCUUCUUUCUUUCUUUUUUAUUUCCACUCACAAACCACUUAUAUGCUGCUGUUGAGAAUGGACGAGGCGUUCAGCGGCGGCGGCGCUGGCUCGUCGUCUGAUCUCUCCUCCUCCUCUCCGUACGCCUACCGGGCAGACAGCUUGGCGGCGGUGGCGGCCAAGCACCACAUGGACGACGACGAGGACUGCUUCAGCUCAACGGUGGCCACGCCGCGGCUCUCUGUCGACCAGGACAUAGACUGCAUCAUUGAUGUCGAGGGCACCGACGAUGAAGACGAGCGACCCACCUCGGCGGCCCCGACACCCUCCGGAGGCCGCAGGGUCUACCCCACGCCCUUCAAGCUGCACGUCCUUGACUGCUACCGUCGCGAUGCCGAGUGCAGGGGCAACCAGAGGGCCACAGCCCGCAAGUUCGGAAUCCACCGCCGCCAGAUCCAAAAGUGGCUGCAGGGCGAAAAGCUCCUUCGCGCCUCCCUGAACAACAACGUCGAACCUGACGAGGAGGAGGAGGAAGACUUUGAAGACGAACAGCCCAUCGCCCUUGACCUUUGCAUCAAACCGGCCGUGGAGGAGCGUCUGCACUAUUUGCAGACGGAGGAGGAGGAGCCCCAACCAGCAGAGUCACCCUCCGCUCCCUCUGGGGGCAAACGAAGGUCGUUCACCCUGCAGUUCAAACUGGACGUGCUGGACGCGUUCUACAGCAACGCGGCGUGCAAGGGCAACCAGAGGGCAACGGCUCGCCUCUUCGGCAUCAACCGCCGCCAGGUGCAGAAGUGGCUGUGCCAGGAGAGCCAACUGCGAGGUGAGGCCGCCCUCGGCUCUGCCGACGGCGAGUCCUCGGCCAAGAGACAACGGCUGGGCCGCUGGCUGUGGAACGUCCCGCAGUGGCCGCCGUUGGACCCUCCGCAGGACACGGCCCUGUGUCUGGUCAAGAAGCCCGAACCGCCCCCACCUGCGCCUUCGCUGAUCGACUCGCCGCUCGACUCGCCCGGCGGCCGCGCCAAGAGACAUUCCUACCCGCUCGACUUCAAGCUGCAGGCGCUGGACGCGUACCACCACGACGCCGAGUGCAGCGGCAACCAGCGCGCCGUGGCCAAGCGCUUUGCCAUCCACCGCCGGCAGGUGCAGAAGUGGCUCAAGCAGGAGCAGCAGCUCCGCGAGAGGGUCGUCGACAAACGAGCCGAGGCGUCGCCGCCCCCACCGCCCCUGAUGGCGCCCCUCGUCCCGGCGCCCCCCACCCUCAAGAGGCCGUUCGCCUUCAAGCCGUUGGUGCCCGUGCAGGUGCUGGGUCCGUCCGCCUGGCACGCGGCCGUCACCUCGGUCGAGUCGCGGCCCAUCUGCUGGUGACGCCCCGGAGGCCACCCCCUGUGCCAUACCCGCCGCCGCGACUUGCUCAAACGCAGCUUUGGACUUCCUCCGAAUUCUUCGCCAAGUGUUUAGUUCGUAUUGACCUUUAAUUUGUUUAUUUAAGUGGUAGAGGCUCUGAUGAUCGCAAGUGCGUAACCAAAUCGUCGUGUUCUCUGAUUUAUCCAUAUAAUACAUGAUUAAAUAUUUCCACCCAAGUAGUAUCGCGUACUGACCACCUUUUAUACAGCAGAUUUUUUUUUACUCUAGCUCUUAAUUAAGUAUGCGUACGAUUAAGUUGUACAUUUUAACCAAAAAACAUGAUGCUCACUUUGUAAUUUUACGAGAGGCUAUUUUGUAUAUUUUUAAGGAGCUUUUCCUGUACGUGCCACAUUUCCAAAUGACAUUUGAAUAUAAAUAUAUAACUGAUACAUUAAUUGCAACUUGUGCCUUUCCAGACGUCUUUCUGGAAUAAUAUCUCGAAUUGCCUUGUCGAAUUGCCUGAAAAUAUAAAUGUCAGUCAGAGAUUUAGAAAUUAUAUUACAAUGAAAUUGCCUUUUAAAUUAAGAGAGUAGAAAAAUGUGACGAAAAACGAUAUUUGCUUCAAAGGCAUAUCACAAGUUCAAAAGAUGGCGCUUUGUUAUACAUAUACGUAGCAUGUAAAUACAAUAAUUCACACGACUUGUGAGGUAAUUUUCAUGACUCACUCUAUUCAAACACGGCGGUUGAGUAUAUGUUGAGAAAAUACAAAGGCAGCUAAACGCAACUGUAAAGCCCAUAUUGAUGAGAGAGAAAUAAGUAAUUUUUAUAAAAUCUAAUAAUUUUUCAAUAAUCAAAUAAUAUCCAAUCUCCUUGCAAUACUUACAUAUGAUAUUGACAGCUAUAUACAAUUUUUUUCUUGCGUGAAAAGCUGGCUUUUUCAGAACUGAAAAAACAUGCAUAACGAAUCAAUGCUGCUGGUCACGUUUCAAAAUUUAAACCGCUCACAGUUCCGACUCAUGUAAAUCAUCACAGGAGGGUCUUGUGGGAUUUUGCACAUAAUUUUCCUCGUCCGCGUUGAUGAUUCAUCCAAAAGCACGCGCUUGUAAUUUGUAAAAGAAGGAUCGUCUCAAAACAAAUUGUACCUUUCCUAGAUUUUAAAACGCCCUCUCUGCGCGCAUUCCGGCUUUGAUGCGCGUUCUUGAUAGAAAUAAAUUAAAUAUAGAAUUUUAUUUAUUGAAAAAUUUGUCCUCGGCAAUACUAAGGUCCACAAUUUCCUGAAUGCAAAAUUUUAAGAAGUUUGAUAUAUAUAGUGAGAGGCUGUUGAUAUUGUAGAUUGUAUAUUUUUAUAUUAAAACAGAAGAAAAAAACGACGAAGACGUGUGUUAUAACGCUGCUCUAUUUAUUAAAACAAUAUACUCUCUGCGAAAGAAGAAAAUAAACAAGUUCAUUUUUCAAAAUAAACACAAAUUUAGAGUUUUUACUUUGC
Molecule: messenger RNA, 3192 nt
Organism: Neocloeon triangulifer
Lineage: Eukaryota; Metazoa; Arthropoda; Insecta; Ephemeroptera; Baetidae
Gene: brk
Product: coiled-coil and C2 domain-containing protein 1A
Exons: 2
Coding region: 423-1727 (434 amino acids)
Source: RefSeq, a predicted model, not a curated record